This is a messenger RNA of Microthlaspi erraticum, 312 nucleotides long. NCBI's taxonomy places the organism in Eukaryota, Viridiplantae, Streptophyta, Magnoliopsida, Brassicales, Brassicaceae. The record is from the annotation of a GenBank genome assembly.
AUGAUCAAAUUAGUGAAGACUGGUCCAGACGGCCUUAUCGAGGAUUCGCAUCCUGAGCCGCGCACACCGGCCGACCGAUCCAUCCGUCCGACCAGGAAGGCUUCGUCCCAUGACCGGCCAAGAUUCAUCGGCCAAAAUAUCCAUCCGUCCGAUCCCGUCGGCCGAACACGAAAACUCUCGGCCACGAUCGUUCCGACCGUGCCGAUAGCCGACCACGACCCGAUAGCCGGCCGACCGUCCCGACCGACCGUCCGAACGGUCCGAUCGACCCGAAGCCUGUUUCACACGUUUUCACGGCCCGGCUUGACCUAA